Chrysochloris asiatica (Cape golden mole) is the source of this 918-nucleotide messenger RNA. It is a transcript of the gene TMEM38A, whose product is annotated as transmembrane protein 38A. The coding region runs from base 2 to 907 and encodes 301 amino acids. The transcript is spliced from 6 exons. Gene Ontology annotation, cellular component: membrane. Gene Ontology annotation, biological process: potassium ion transmembrane transport. The record is from RefSeq and is a predicted model, not a curated record. Gene Ontology annotation, molecular function: identical protein binding; potassium channel activity. NCBI's taxonomy places the organism in Eukaryota, Metazoa, Chordata, Mammalia, Afrosoricida, Chrysochloridae.
CAUGGAUUUGCUGUCCGCACUGAGCCUGGGCGAGCUAGCGCUCAGCUUCUCUCGGGUGCCGCUCUUCCCGGUCUUUGACCUCAGCUACUUCAUUGUCUCCAUCCUCUACCUCAAAUAUGAGCCAGGAGCGGUUGAACUCUCCCGGCGCCAUCCCCUCGCAUCCUGGCUCUGUGCCAUGCUGCACUGCUUUGGGAGCUACAUCCUGGCUGACCUCCUGCUCGGGGAGCCCCUCAUCGACUACUUCAGCAAUAAUUCCAGCAUCCUGCUGGCCUCGGCUGUGUGGUACCUGACCUUCUUCUGCCCCCUGGACCUCUUCUAUAAGUGUGUCGGCUUCCUGCCUGUGAAGCUUAUCUUUGUGGCCAUGAAGGAGGUGGUGAGGGUCCGAAAGAUCGCAGUAGGCAUCCACCACGCGCACCACCACUACCACCACGGCUGGUUUGUCAUGAUCGCCACCGGCUGGGUCAAAGGCUCUGGAGUUGCCCUCAUGUCCAACGUGGAGCAGCUUCUCCGAGGCGUCUGGAAGCCGGAGACCAAUGAGAUCCUGCACAUGUCCUUCCCCACCAAAGCCAGCCUGUACGGAGCUGUGCUCUUCACCCUCCAGCAGACACGCUGGCUCCCCAUCUCCAAAGCCAGUCUCGUCUUCAUCUUCACCAUGUUCAUGGUAUCUUGCAAGGUGUUCCUGACAGCCACCCACACCCACAGCUCCCCCUUUGAUGUCCUGGAGAGCUACAUCUGCCCUGUGCUGUUUGGGGCCACCUGGGGAGGUGACCAUCACCAUGACAACCAUGGGGGCCAUGGUGGGGCCCACGGCAGCAGCCUGGGGGCCAUGCACGCACCCCUGCCCUCCAAGUCCAAGGACGAGCUGAGCGAGGGCUCCAGGAAGAAGAAGGCCAAGAAAGUAGAUUAGGGGGCAGCCCA